Coregonus sp. 'balchen' is the source of this 4962-nucleotide messenger RNA. NCBI's taxonomy places the organism in Eukaryota, Metazoa, Chordata, Actinopteri, Salmoniformes, Salmonidae. The record is from the annotation of a GenBank genome assembly.
AGAUUAGUAACCGCGUGUUGGCUCAAGACAAUCCAACGUCAUGAGCUUGUUUGGGCCAAGCGCUGGGUUUGGCGCGGGAGGAUUCGGAGCGGCAACCACGGACACACACAACCCAAUGAAGGUAACGUAGCUAGCUAGAAAAUAACAUUCCCUUUCAGUAACCUGCUUAAUGACUAAUCUAGUUGAUUAUUAGAACUUGUUCUGAGAGGUAUCAUUAAUUUGAAUAAUGUGUGAUCUCAUAUAGGAUGUGGAAGUAACCUCACCCCCAGAUGACAGCAUCAGUUGCUUGGCGUUUAGUCCCCCUGCCAUGCCAGGGAACUUCUUGAUAGGGGGGUCCUGGGCCAAUGAUGUGAGUCAAGUCAUUAUGUUCCACUUCAAGUGCUCACUUCAGAUGCAUGCCUUUUUGAUAUGAGUCUAAAACCAUUCACUUUGUAACACGUGACUGUUUUCUUCCAUUUUUCCAGGUGAGGUGUUGGGAGGUACAGGACAACGGGCAGACAGUCCCCAAAGCCCAGCAGAUGCACACAGGUCCAGUCCUUGAUGUCUGCUGGAGCGAAGUAAGCCCUCUCACAUCACAUAUCUUUACGAACCAUAUGAGGUGUUUGAAUGAAACUUGACUUAUUAGUUCCCUUGCUCUCUCAGGACGGAAGCAAGGUUUUCACAGCGUCUUGUGAUAAGACUGCCAAAAUGUGGGAUCUCAACAGCAACCAGGCAAUACAGAUCGCACAGGUAAAUAUUUCAGACUAUGAAAACUGUUUUUAAGUGUUAUUUUUCAAAUGGUAGUUUCAUCACCUCUCUGUGCAACAGAGGGGAAUCGCUUCCCUUGAUUACAUUAUGACAAGUUCUGUUGAACCUAGAUCAGAUUAGAAAUGGUAUUGAUUUGUGUUUCCUCUUAGCAUGACGCUCCUAUCAGAACAGUCCACUGGAUCAAAGCCCCCAACUACAACUGCAUCAUGACAGGCAGCUGGGACAAAACUCUGAAGGUAAGAAAAAUGAUUGGUAUUGGAAACAAUCCUUGUUCCAAAAUGAUCAUCUAUUUUAUAUCAUAGUUAUUAUAUAGUUAUACAGGGCAUAAAAGAAAUAGAGCCAAACAUUCCUUUAUCCCAGUGGCAGUAAAGCUCCUGAAUGACGUCUGGCCUACAGUUGACAUUGUUGUUGACGGUGUACUGAUGUGUACAGUUGAAUCAUUAUGAAAUACCCAUGAAUUGCACUUUUUCUAUUCUCAUUGUAUUUAUUGUUUAUAUUUGUAUUUAUGUCAUUGUAUGCUUGAUAUGUUUUAAUGUACACAGUGCCGCAAAAAAAAUAUCCCCACGCACGGGGAUAAUAAUGUAAUUAUCUUACUUACCGUAAUGGUUAAUUUGCUCACUUGUUUGAUUUGCUCAUAUAGUUCUGGGACACCCGCUCGCCCAACCCAAUGAUGUCCCUGCAGCUGCCGGAGAGGUGCUACUGUGCAGACGUGGUGAGGACCUAGUGCUAACGCUCCAGUGAUUCAUAUUCUUUAAGUGGUUUUCUAUAAUAACUGAAUAGCGAGGACUGAAUAGUGAUUUGAAUUGUGUUCAGCAGUUAAAUGUUCAAAACAUUUAGAUAAGUGUGCUGUGUCCUGGUUUUAUAAAAUGUAUGCACACAUGACUGUAAGUCGCUUUGGAUAAAAGCGUCUGCUAAAUGGCUUAUUAUUAUUAUUAUGUGUUGUCUGCUGAUUGGUGAGCUGACUGCUGUUGUUUCCAGGUGUACCCCAUGGCAGUGGUAGCGUCUGCAGAGCGAGGUUUGAUUGUAUAUCAGCUUGAGAACCAGCCGUCUGAGUUCAGGAGGAUAGACUCACCACUCAAACACCAGGUGACUGGUUUCACAUACCAGGUGACUUACAGGUCUCCCUAAAACAGGUCUUCCUGGAUAAAUAAAGGUUCAAUAAAAAAAAGACCAACACAUUUACAGGACUGUCUACUAAUGUACAUACACACUUUUCUGCCUCGCACAUAUUACACUCACCUUUUCACAGAGUGCCGUUUCCAUUGAUUAUCAGUUAUUAUUGAGUAGUUAAUGCCUGUAGUGUACACCCUAACACCAACUCUUCCGUCUCCCUGUAUCAGCACCGCUGCAUAGCCAUCUUUAAGGACAAACAGAACAAGCCUGCUGGAUUUGCUCUUGGGAGCAUUGAAGGGCGGGUCGCCAUUCACUACAUCAACCCCCCUAACCCGUGAGUGCCACAAACCGUGUGAUUUUCCUUACAAACUGUGAGAAAGACCUUAGCUAUCACCCAUGGCACCCUACUCACCACACUGUGUGUUUUUGUGUUGUAGAGCCAAGGAUAACUUCACCUUCAAGUGCCACAGGUCGAAUGGAACCAACACAGCCACACCGCAAGACAUCUAUGCUGUGAGUCCAGCUUGUGCUCUCUCCACCCUGCUAUCAUAUCAGUUUGGCUACAGUCAGUAGGAAGCGUAAGAUGUUGGGGUGUUUUUCAUGCAAACAGCUUGCUGUUUCUGAUCAAACAGGUGAAUGCCAUCUCCUUCCAUCCUGUCCAUGGUACACUGGCGACUGUUGGGUCUGACGGUCGCUUUAGCUUCUGGGAUAAAGACGCCCGCACCAAGCUGAAGACCUCGGAGCAGCUGGACCAGCCAAUCACAGCUUGCUCGUUCAACAACAAUGGCAACAUCUUUGCCUACGCCUCUAGCUAUGACUGGUCAAAGGUAACAUUUUGUCUCGCACCUCAUGUUAUGAUUGGUUGAUUUUAAGACUCAUUCUAUUCCUUCAAAAUGGCCAGGCAAUAUUUCUAAUAAGUUAAAUGUAUACAUCUUUGUGUUAAACCUCAGGGGCAUGAGUACUACAACCCUCAGAAAAAGAACUACAUCUUCCUGCGUAAUGCUACUGAGGAGCUGAAACCUCGGAACAAGAAAUGGUGAGUCAGACUGCCUGUGAUUGUCAACACAUUAAUCGCCUUUGAGCACCUCUAUGGUGACCUUUGCAAGACAUUCUAUGCAUAAGAAAUCUAGAACCACAUGUACAGUGCUAUGAAAAAGUAUUUGCCCCCUUUCUAAUUGUCUCUACUUUUGCAUAUUUGUGAUACUGAAUGUUAUCAGAUCUUCAACCAAAACCUAAUAUUAGAUAAAGGGAACAUAAGUGAACAAAUAACACAACAAUUACAUAUUUAUUUUAUUUAUUUCAUAAACAAAGUUAUGCAACACCCAAUUCCCCUGUGUGAAAAAGUAAUUGCCCCCUUACACUCAAUAACUGGUUGUGCCACCUUUAGCUACAAUGACUCCAACCAAAUGCUUCCUGUAGUUGUUGAUCAGUCUCUCACGUCGCUGUGGAGGAAUUUUGGUCCACUCUUCCAUGCAGAACUGCUUUAACUCAGUGACGUGGGUUUUCAAGCAUGAACUGCUCGUUUCAAAUCCUGCCACAACAUCUCAAUUGGGAUUAGGUCUGGACUUUGACUAGGCCAUUCCAAAACUUCCAAUUUGUUGCUUUUUAGCAAUUUUCAUGUAGACUUGAUUGUGUGUUUUGGAUCAUUGUCUUGCUGCAAGACCCAGCUGCACUUCAGCUUCAGCUCACAGACGGAUGGUCUGACAUUCUCCUGUAGAAGUCUCUGAUACAGAGCAGAAUUCAUGGUUCCUUCUAUUAAGACAAGUCGUCCAGGUCCUGAGGCAGCAAAGCAUCCCCAAACCAUCACACCACCACCACCAUGCUUGACCUUUGGUAUGAUGUUCUUACUGUGGAAUGCAGAGUUUUGGUUUUCGCCAGGCAUUACUGGAACCAUGUCGUCCAAAAAGUUAUACUUUUGAAUCAUCUGUCCAUAGAACGUUCUUCCAAGAGUCUUGAUUAUCAUCCAGGUGCUUUUUGGCAAACUUGAGUCAACUUUUUGGACGAGAUGGGUCCCAUUAUGCCUGGCGAAAACCAAACUCUGCAUUCCACAGUAAGAACAUCAUACCAAAGGUCAAGCAUGGUGGUGGUGGUGUGAUGGUUUGGGGAUGCUUUGCUGCCUCAGGACCUGGACGACUUGUCUUAAUAGAAGGAACCAUGAAUUCUGCUCUGUAUCAGAGAAUUCUACAGGAGAAUGUCAGACCAUCCGUCUGUGAGCUGAAGCUGAAGCGCAGCUGGGUCAUGCAGCAAGACAAUGAUCCAAAACACACAAUCAAGUCUACAUGAAAAUUGCUAAAAAGCAACAAAUUGGAAGUUUUGGAAUGGCCUAGUCAAAGUCCAGACCUAAUCCCAAUUGAGAUGUUGUGGCAGGACUUGAAACGAGCAGUUCAUGCUUGAAAACCCACACGUCACUGAGUUAAAGCAGUUCUGCAUGGAAGAGUGGGCCAAAAUUCCUCCAAAUGACGUGAGAGACUGAUCAACAACUACAGGAAGCAUUUGGUUGGAGUCAUUGCAGCUAUAGGUGGCACAACCAGUUAUUGAGUGUAAGGGGGCAAUUACUUUUUCACACAGGGGAAUUGGGUGUUGCAAAACUGUUUAUGAAAUAAAUAUGUAAUUGUUGUGUUAUUUGUUCACUUAUGUUCCCUUUAUCUAAUAUUAGGUUUUGGUUGAAGAUCUGAUAACAUUCAGUAUCACAAAUAUGCAAAAGUAGAGAAAAUUAGAAAGGGGGAAAAUACUUAUUCAUAGCACUGUAUAUUGGCGGACAAGCAAAGACUUGAAAGCAACAGACUUAAUGACUUUUUGUAAAUUUUUCUCAUGUCUCUAGAUUUGUCCAGUGUCUCGCCUGUUGUUUGCAAAAUGGAGGGUUGUCAAACACACACCUCAUGCCUGCAUGACCCUGUUCCUAUCCUGUGCCAACACCAAUGGUGGAGCUGUUGUGCUUGCAAAAAGACCAAUCACUUGAGGUCUUUCAUCUGCUUGGAAUUGGCCUGGCUAUUCUGUCCCAGCCACAGGCAUUCCAAUAGGGGUUGGAGAGUGAGGAGAUGAUAUUGUUUUGUAAUAUCUGAUAUUUUAUUUUCUAUUGUCAGUUGCUAGGUUUCCAUCGAA